Purpureocillium lilacinum is the source of this 1722-nucleotide messenger RNA. The record is from RefSeq and is a predicted model, not a curated record. NCBI's taxonomy places the organism in Eukaryota, Fungi, Ascomycota, Sordariomycetes, Hypocreales, Ophiocordycipitaceae.
AUGUAUGACAUGUGUGGCGCCUCACAUCCAUCUGUGGUCCUUACGGAUCGCUGUCUUGCUUGCAUGAACGCUGUGGCUCAUUGCUUUCCCGGAUCCAUCUCCCUUCUAUGUCUCUGGCACGCAAAUAAGGCAGUACUGGCCUACUGCAGACCUGCGUUCGUGCGCCGCGAGGGUGACGAGCAAAGCAUUGAGAAAUGGACGGAAUUCUUCGGGUACUGGUUUGCAAUCGUCAAUUCCAUAGACGAAGAAGCAUACAACCGACGGCUUGACGAGCUUGAAAGACGCUAUGUGCCAGAGUACGUUGACGAGGUUAGCUACAUCAAGCAGACGUGGCUUGACUUGUACAAGGAGAAGCUCGUGAAGGCCUGGGUUGACCAGCAUGCUCAUUUUGGCAACAACGUCACUUCUCGGGUUGAAGGCAUCCACGCACUUGAAGGGGCAUCUCAAGAACUCACAACAAGACCUUUUCACCACAUGGAAUGGGAUCAAGCAGGCACUGCUGAACCAGCUCGCCGACCUUCCACCAUACGUGGAUGGGUCUCUCAUGAGGCGCUGCGCAAGGUCGACCAGCAAAGGAGACGACUUGAAAGUAAUAUCCCUGCUUGCACGGGCGCAUUCACUCGGACUCAGGGUCUCCCAUGCGCUCACACACUUCGUCCUUUGGUAGAGGACUGUCUCCUUCUUCAACUCCAUCACUUCCACUCCCAUUGGCUGCUUUAUCGCGGCAGCGAGAAGCCAGAACUCAUCACAGAACCUCGUCGGCAAUUUAACACGCUGACCGGCAGAUCAGCGUCAGCACAGUCGUCUACUCGGCGCGGGCCUAGUUUGUUUGAGGUAACGGAGAAGGCACGGCCAAAAGUAAAGACUGCCCCUACCUGCAGCAGAUGUCACACGAAAGGACAUACAAUGACGUCCCGAGUUUGCCCACUACGGCACUCAGAGCUCAUAGAGCAAGUAGCAGCGAGAGCUACAUUCGUAGAGACUGCGGAGACUGCACAUCCUACCGAGGCUACGCGAAUUGCGGUAAUUGAAGAGGCUGCCGAGAAUGAAAAUGCUGCGCAAACUGCACAUGAUGCACGACAUGCAUCGAAUACAGCAAUUGGAGAGGGUGUGCAAACGGAGGCUACGCGAAGCGCAACAAUCAUAGAGGCUGCGCCAACCGGGGAGGCCGCGUCGGUUGGAGGGGAUGCGGAGUAUGUCCAGUCGACAACAAGUACAGCGUUCGUCGACGCUCCAGCGACCACAGAGUCUCUGCCAUCUGCAGAAAAGGCUGUCCCGGCCGUUGAGCAUCUACGGUACGACGAUCCACGUGUGAUAUAUGAGAGGUAUGUGAAGGCACGGGAGGCCUGGUACAAGGCGCAGCCUCGCGGCAGCAUCAAGACCAACCAAGCAAACCGCAAGCCAAUGGGUCUUCCGCAAAGAUACGACAAACAGAGUUUUAAAUGGUGCUUGGACUACAAGCAGAUGUCUGCACGCUGUCUAACCUCGACUGGGCUAAGAAGCUGGACAAAAGAGGAGCAGAUGGCAUAUUUAGACUGGAGUCGGGCAGAAGACGAACGCGUGGAAGCGCAAGUUGCGAGGGAAAUGGGGGACAAUCCUCUCGCGAACACGAGAAGGGGUAUGAAAGAGAUAUGGCGACGGGUCGAGGAAGAUUGCCGAGAGCAAGAGGCUUUGCAUGCGGUAGCCGGUAGUGCAGACGAGUGUAUCUUUGUCAAAACCUAG